Molecule: messenger RNA, 1394 nt
Organism: Babesia bigemina
Lineage: Eukaryota; Apicomplexa; Aconoidasida; Piroplasmida; Babesiidae
Exons: 1
Source: RefSeq, a predicted model, not a curated record
UGACGUUGUUCGACCUGCUCAAGCGCCUCUACCACCAGCUGUACUUCCUGAUGCAGCAGUGUCAACUUACAACUCAGCUCAGCGGCUGGAGGGAGUGCCACUACGGCAGGUACAUCGGUGGGUCCGGCUGGCAGUGCAACACGAAGCAAUGCCCUAAGCAAGACUGCGACCAAAGGCACGACCAAAGUGGCAACCAAACGGGUGGGCAAUAUCCCAACUGCGGCGUCACGUCGCCACUGCAAUCGUUCUUGGAGGACGGUUUGAAGGGCCACCUGCCGCAUUCGGUGAUAGCUAGGGGAUCGAGUCUGUCAUGUAGCACGUGUGGUAAUUCACCUGGUAUGCCGUGCAGAACUCCGAUGGGCUUCGCUGACAUCAGUGCCAUCGCGUCGCAUACGAUGAUAGGCCGGAAUAUAUGCGAGGUGCUUUACGAUUUCUGUGGCCGUCCUAACUCCCCUCUCACAAGGCUGUGCAGUUACCUCAACUGCCUUUUGCCUAGUGCGCCGAAAACGCUGGCGGACAUGUUCAGCUUCUACCAUCACCUCACCGAUCGCUGGGGUAUGCACGGUAACAAACACAAGAAAGAGGCAUUUGAGGAGAAAGUUAAAGCAGCUAAUUUCGGACGUCAGUAUAAUGAGCUGAACGUCUACCACUUAUUUACCCCUAGUCACUCGGCAUUGAAGAAGGGCCACUCCGAUGGUAGCCUGGGCAGUCUCGUAUGCUUAUCAAGGGAAGCCAUCGUAUGCGGUCCUUAUCUGCGUCCCAUCAGUCACACCAUCUACGAGACGUUCUCGUCAGAACACGCCGAUAAGUAUCUGUCCUGGAUUGUCUAUCUGACGGCAUCGUUCUACGAUCUGCUGAAGAAACUGUAUGAUGAGUGCAAUUCCAAAUGCGGUUCCAGGGGAUCGAAUUGCCAUGAAAAGGCGUGCAUCAAAGAUUGUAGAACUACAUCCAAACAUGAUCCACCACGAUAUCACGAUCCCAAAUGCAAAUCCAUUGUAAAGUGCAAUUCCACGCUGCCGACAUUGGCGAAGUACGGCUUCGUUCUCGGCGAUCCAGAGAGGCUGAACGGAAGUGCAGGCAUUGAGAAAAAACGCACGUGCAGAGAUUUCUGUACAGUAUUCGCGGAGUCAUUUGAGAAGGACUCACAUCUUGUGCAGUUAUUCAAAGCCAUUGAUAAUUUCAUGUUCACCAUCCGCUCACCGUUCCUGUGGAUGACCGUGGCGCUCUGGUCACUAUCCCUCUUCUACCUCAUCUGCGUAAUGGUUGGCAGGCUGGAUGUGCUCCACAUCAGGUCACACCUGAGGAUACCGUCAUCGCACAGGAUAACUGCUCAAUCAUUGUUGGCGGCAGCGCAAGUCGGAAGGCUUGCCAAGAUAUCGUAUCUACAACCGUAA